AGGAAGAAUCAGCCAAUGAGGUUGGAGGAAAAUUAAGGGAGUGUGAUGGUCAGUGAGGCGAAGUGAUAAAAUUAUGCAAAAAGGAGGGCGUGUCAGAUGUUGCUGGGAAGUCAGGGGACUUGCAGUGGCAUUUCUAAGAGCCAUUUUGGUGGAGUGCUUUGGAAGGAGUUCGGGUCGGAAGCCUCAAUUCAGAGAGAGAGCCCGGGAGACUGAGAAGUGAAGACAUAAGGCUAUGAUCCUACUAUGGCUGAAUCACUAAGUGAAGGUUCUGGAAGUCUGGAAGUUCUGGAGGCCGGUGAUGAGGGAAAGAAGAAAUCCAAAUUCAAAGCUUUCAAGAACCUUUUUGGCAAGAGGAAGAAAAAAGAGCUGGAAGAUGCCCCGGGAGGGAGGAGGCUAAAGCCAAGCUUGUCCAGCGGCAGUAUUAACAUCUCUUCUCUGAAGCCGGUUCGGGAAGGUCAGCGCACUGAGGCCAGGGCCAGGAGCAGCAUGGGCAGCAAAGCCCUGUCCCAUGACAGCAUCUUCAUGUUGGAUUCUGAGCCUGAAAUAUCAAGAUCUCAAGUCUCCAGAACUCUGCCUAGAUCUGGGACUAGUAACGUGCAUGGAGCUGUUUCUGGACUUACGUUUGGAGCUGUGCCCCUUCAUGUGCCCAGAAGUGGAAUGUGGACUGGGGACUCCAAGAUCACUGAGCUCCCCUCACUGUGCCCACGCCACUCCAGCUACAGCCCCCCUCUUCUCCGGUCUGACACAAUUUCUGCCGACUUUGAAGAAAUCUCUGUUGACGAGGAGUCCCCACAUAAGAAAACUUUACCACUCAAGGUCGUGACAUUGAAGGGGAAAGCAAAGCAAGAGGAGCCCACCCUUCUAGUGGUUUCUGGAGAAGAGAAGAGUACAACCAUACCAAAAGAAGCUGACAAAAAGAUGCUGAAAAAAGACAGCGCAGGUGUCUCAAGCCUGAAGCAGAGCAAGGGAACUGAAAUUUCUUAUAAGGAGACAGCAGACCAGGCUGCAGGAGCGGACGCUGCGGGGAGUCAGAGCUCCCCAUUGUCAGGAGCGCACGGAAGACGUCGCCCCCCAAAAGGAUCAAGUGCUUCGGGAUCGAGUGAGUGUGCGCCCAGUGGAAGCAGCCUUAAGCAGUCCAUUCGAGGGCUUGGCCUAGCUGAGAGGGCUGGGUCCCCGCCUGCCGAGAAGCCUGCCGGAGAGUGUCUUCUCUGGAACCUGUCUCUGGAGCGCCAAGUCAGGGAGCCGCCCACCACUCCGCAGGCAGAACGCGCUACCCCUCAGGAGCUGCUUCCAGAUCAAGAUGACAACGGAAAGAGAAAGGCUGGGGCAGAUUUGGACGCCGGAAAAGGCCCGGUGUCCCAAGCUGUACCGGAAGACACGGCAGAGUCCGUGGUCGGUGGCCCGUCGCCGUGCCACGAAGAUGGGGCCUCCGGAGGCGAGCAGCCAGAAGCCAGAGCUGCUCGUUCAUCGGCGGCGGAAAGCCUUUCUCCAACCCCGGACGAUGUCCUCUUCUCAGGGGCCAUUGAGGGUCAAGUGUUCAUGGAUCCUUCUCAGAUGCAGUCUGAAGGGGAAGAAGCUUUCAGCUUUGAUGUGCAAGCGAGCCAUUUGAAAAUGGCGUCAGUUCAAGAUAUCCCCGCUGUCUGCAGAGAGAAGUCUCCCGGAAACGUCCUCCCGGCCUUCGCCGCGAGCAUUUCAGGUCCGGCAAGUGCUGUGGCGGAGGGAGGCAGGUCUGCGGAGAGGCUGCCUUCCAGAAGCCUCGCCUGGGCGGCUGAAGAAGCGUCCUCGGAUCCAGAGGGUGCUUCCGAGGAGGAGAGCGGUUCGGGGCAGCAGCUGCUUCCCAGGCCUUCUUCCCAGGCCCUGGGGAAGCCUGCCGAUGACCGACAAGUCUUCACCGAGUCGGAAAGCUCGGCCGCGCGAGCGAGCGGCCCUGAGCUGCAGCUGGCUGCGGGCUACUCUCCCCCGGCCUUCGGGAAGCGGGCGGCGGAAGCGGCGUCCGCGGAUCCAGCGAGUCCUUUGGAGGAGGAGAGCGGGGCGCCGCGGCAGCCGGCUCCCACACACCCCUCCCAGUCCUUGGGGAAGCCUGACGGUGACCAGGAGACCACAGACUCAAAAAGUUCUGGGGACUCGGGCAGUUCUGACGAGCGGCUGACGCCCACCUGUGCCGCGCAGGCCUUGCAGGGGCCCGAGGACAAAGGCCGCACAGACCCCCACGGUCACGUGGAGAAGAAGCACAACAGUGCUGGCGCCUGGAGCGGCUCCGAGGAGGACGUGCCUCCCAGGCCCCCUUCCCAGGCCUCGGGGCAGCCCGCAGACCACCAGCACGGCGCCUCGGGUGCGAAGCACCUCCCCGAGGAGUGGGGGGUGUCCGUGGGGCGGCUCGCUCUGACCUUUUCGAGGCCGAUCCUUCAGCAGCAAGCGGCCUCAGGGUCGGCGAGGCCCGCGGACCCUCCCCGGAGCAGCCCCGCGGAGCCGGCGCCCGCCCGGCAGCCCGUCCAGUCCUGGCGGAGCCCUCAGGCUGAGCAGCAGGCGCCCGCGGGCCCCGUGGGCGCCGCCGUGCAGUGGGCCAUUGCUCUGGAGCCGCCGCCGCCGCCGCCGCCGCCCAGAAUCUCGUCUAAGCGCCUGCUCAGGCCUUGGCCUGAGCAUGCCGUCUGCAAAGGUCCAGAAAUGGCUGCCGCCGUCGGGGUGACUUCCGUGGACCUGCCGCCGCCCCCGCCGCCCCGGAGACCGCAUUCUCAGCCGCCGCUGGACCCCAUCGCCGAGCAGGCGACCCGGGAGGACCCCGAGUCCCCGGCUGUGGAGGGGAGCAUUUCGGCGGAGCUGCCGCCACCCCACCGUCCCUGCCAGGCGGUCGUGAGACCCGUCAUUGAGCAGCAGGGGUGCCUGGGUGCCGAAGGCGCUGUGGUCGAAAAGAACGCCCCUGGGCAGCCGCCGCCGCUGCCCGGAUAUGAUGCUCAGACCCCGACGCGCCCUCUGGUCCCGCCACGGGCCUCUGCCAGUCCCGAAAGCCCGGCAGCUUCUGCGGAGCCUCUGCCUCUCAAAGUGCUUGCCCAGGCCUCGUUGAGGGCCGGAGUGGAACCGAAUGUGUCCUCGGGUCCGGAGGGCGCCGCCGCGGAGAAGGGCAUUUCAGGGGAGCCGCCGCUCCCCCCAGAUUCUGCUGCGUCCUUGACAAAUCCCAAGGCCCCGCAAGCAUCCGAGACGGCUGUCGGGGAGGGCCCGUCCGUGGAGCCGCCGCCCAGAGGCCCCGCCCAGCCCUCGGUGAGGCCGAAAGUCCAGCCGCAGCCCUGCCCGCUGGCCGCAGUGGGAGCUUCGGCUGCCACCGCCGAGCCCGCCCUGGGUCCCGCCCUGAGUCCCGCCCUCGGCCCCGCCCCGGCGCCGGGCCCGGCGUCCCCCAGAAGCGUCUACCAGUCCUGGCUGAGCUCCUCAGGCGAGCACGAGGGCUCCGUGAGUGCCCAGAGCGCUGCUCUGGAGUGGGGCAUUUCUCUGGAGCCGCUGCCCCCGCCGCCCCCGCCGCCCCCGCUGCCUCCCAGAAAGCCUUCUCAGAACCCCAGGAGGCAGGGAGGGGAGCGAGCAGCCUCCUGGCGGUCGGCGAGCGCUCCUCCAGAACGGGACGCUCCUCCAGCACCCGGCGCUCCCGCGGCCGCCGCCGCGCGGAAGCCUCCCAGAUGCGCUUUCCAGUCCCGGGGGAACACAAAAGUCAAGCAGCCCGUCUCCGAGGCUCUAGAGCGCGCCGAGGCCCUGAGGAUCAUGGCUAUGGAGCAGCGGCACUCUCUCCGAAGGUCUUCUCAGGCCCUGACCGCAGCAGUGGUCAAGCCUCCGGCCUCCGCAGCUCCAGAAAGGGCUGCCACCGAGGAAGAUGCUUCUGCAGAGCCGCUGCCUUCCAGGCAGCCUUCCCAGUCCCCUGGGAGAUGCAAAGGGCAGCAAAUGUCGUCCAGUUGUGAGAGUGCUCGCGCCGAGGCGGCCGUGUCUGGGAAGCCAGUGCCUUCCAAGUAUCCUACCCAGGUCUCAUCCAGGUCCAAGGUUCAGGAGAUGUCCUUCCGUCUAGAGAAUACCGCUGCGGAAGGAGAUUCGGCUGAGAAACCGCCGGUGCCCAGGCAUCCUUCCCGGUCGUUUGUGAAGUUUAUGGCAGAACAAGUUUUUUCUGAGGGCCCUGCCCAUCCUCCAUCUGCGAAUCAACUUUCCAAAGCUCUGUUGAGGUCUAAAGUCCAGUACCCAGCUUCCUCGGGCCCAGGGAAUGCCAGUACCGGGGGAGGCAUCUCGUCGAAGCUGCUGCCUACAGCACGCCCUUUACAGCCCCCGGGGGGGCCUGAAGGCCCCAGAGCGGUUCUCCCACAUUCAGAGAGUGCCCCCGCGAAGCCCAAGCAGAGCAGUUACAAGGAGCUGCUGCCGCCCGGACACCUGUCCCCGGCACCGGUGAAGCUCGCGUCCCGGCAAGUCUCCUCCCUGCUCUCUCAGGGCUCUCCUGAAAUACAGAAGCGCUCCAAAGAGCGGCUGCCUUCCAGAGGCCUUCCCCAGGCCAAGGAGGGGGCCGAAUUGCAGCCCCAGCUUUUCUCCCCAGGCCCCGUGAGUGCCCCUGCAGGUUGGAGCAGGUCUGAGGAGUGCCGGCCUCAGCAGCCUGGACGCACUCCCCAGGCACCGGCCAAGCCCGAACGUCCGCCCCAGGUCCGGCCAGGUUCCGCGAGGGCUGCCGCUGAGGGCGCCCUGUCUGAGAGCCGCCCCGGCAGCUGGGCCCCACCAAGAGGCCUGGCUUCUCCGAGCAAGACCAAGAAACAUCGCCAAGGCCCUGAAGACCUCAUUAAGAAUAGCCUGCCUCCCUCUACCAAACCCGUGAAGCUCAGCACGGCUCCUACCAGGCAGGCAUCCACUGCUGGGGGCACUUACUCCAAGGGGGAAGGUCUCGAGAGCGGCGAUCAAAGUAACAGCCAUGCAAACGUAUCUACCGGUGGGUCUGGUGUUGAAACCCUUUUUGGAGUUCGCCUGAGAAAAGUCCCUUCCUUGAAGAAGCACAAGAGUGAGAAACAAGAUGACCUUACCAAGCUUUCUUCGCUCUCCUUGGGUCCGGUUUCAUCUUCCACAUGUAAAGAACAGCGAAUCGGAAGAAGCGUUUCCCAGGGGCUCCUGGGCACUGCAGAGAACCCCGCCACAGCAUCUGACAUGCUGGAGAAGCAACAGAGCAGGCCCAAAUCCGAAAGCAUGGCCAAGAAGCAACCCAUCUACAAGGUCCCAGGAAAGGUUCUUGGUCGACAGUCAGAUUAUGCCGCCUCAGAGCCAGCUUGGAUAACCAUGGUAAAGCAGAGGCAGAAGAGCUCCCAGGCCUACAUUCCUAAGAAAGAGGCAAAAACCAAGAACAAAGCUGGAGCCAAGCCUGAGGCCAAAGAGCCUAGACAUGGGGGAGAACCUGUGGCAGCCCACAAAACACUCCAGAAGGGAGCUGGCCUUGCAAGUGAAAACCAACCCAGAAAGACUUUUACUUCCGAUGUCAAUAAACCAGAGAAGAUGGCACAGAAGCUACCUAAGUGGACCAAAGCAGGAUUUGAAGAUCAGAAGACAGCUCAAGUGCCCACCGUGGCCAAAGAAACCAGGCAGUCUUCAACUCUACCAGCUGUGCUCCGUGAGCCAGUAGAACCGGAAGAGCCAGUUUGGUUCUCCCUGGCCAAGAAGAAAGCCGAAGCUUGGAGCCAUAUAGCCAAAAUCAUGCAAUAAAUAGCUCCUGGGUGGGGCAUCAGCAUGGCAAGUGAUCAUUGCCAAUAGCUGCAUUAAUGCCAUGUAGUGAUUUAUUUACUGUAACCACUUUUUAUUAAGCAAAAGUGCCUUAAAAGCGGAAUUAAAGCUAAUCAUUAUUUGAAUGUAACAAGCGCCACGAAUGCCUAACUUCAGUACAGUCACUACCAACAUCUGAAAACCCAGCAUCUCCUCUCUAAAAACAAUGUGGAAUGUUUGCACUGCUAUAGAACUGGGGAAUCCUUAACUGACUAAGAGGUCGUGGUCAUUUCCCUUGUUCAAAUAAAUUCAUUCGGAUGGAAAUGGCCCGGUGACUUGGCCCAGGGAUUGGCUUUCAGGUUUCAUGAGCCUGGUUAAAUGCUUCAGUUCUUUGGUUGCUGCUCCCAGUUUCACAAAGGCCCUGAGAAGAGGUGAUGGAAGUGAAAAUUCUGGGUCUCCAAGAAAAGUUUCACACAGCCAGUCCCCCAAUUAGCCAUUGCCCUUUGAGACACCGCCCUUGUAUCCCUGCCCCCCACCCCAUGCCUGCAACAUAUAAAGCUCCCUCUUUGCGCAUGCCCCACAUUGCCAGUCUGGCAUCAGUGCGCACCUCCCUAGGAGGCAGAACAUUCCUUGGGGAUUAUCGUGCUCCCCUAGAUGGUUAGUUCAUCAGUGUUUGACCUCUUGUCCCAAUGGCACUGUGACUCUCUAGCUGCCGAGACAUGUACUGAAUGCCAUAUAUAUCCUGUUUUUUAAGCACUUAAGACGCUGGGCUCCUGAAGAGCGCUUUUCCCUGGCUCUAGCUUUAAGGCAGAAACCUCCCUGUAGGCCAGUUUCUAGUCUCUUUCCCUCAGCAGCCUCUGUUUCCCACGAUUUUAGCCCAAAGCAAGACCGUAACCCCAAAGCCAUAGAACAAUUAACUUUCUGCAAACCGGAAGCCUUAGGCGAUCAAAUCAGCGCAGCUUCUCCCUGCCCUCAUUCCUGGAGGCACACACCUCAAAAGUCACUAGACUGGAUAGCUCCUCGCACACCCGGUCCCCAGUGAGCCACUCCCCCAAGUCCUUUCCUUCUGUGCCGUCUCCCAAACACACCAAACACUAAGGGAGAGCUCCCCUUGGAUGUCAAGACAGUACCUAGCUCAUUUUCUUAGGAGACCCAGAAGUAUCUCCUCACUAUCCCUCUCACUGUGUCUGCCUCUGUCACCACGGAGCGGCUUUGUUAACACAGAAAUGUAAGCCUCAACAUCUAACCGUGCCUUUAGAUUCUGAGUGGGGUGCUGCCUCAUGCAAAAAAAAAUUCAUAGAGGCAGUGAGGUGCCAGAGCUAAUUUAAGUCCUUGGUGCUUGGUUUUGAUGAUGAUGGUAUAACGUGACAUUCUACAAUCAUACGCUGGAUUUUGCAUUUUCUUUAUAAAACAUCUAUUUUUCCUGAUACUGUAUUCCUUACCAUUCCGAUAAUGCUAGGUUCUUGACUGAUUGAGUUUGAAUUCCUUUGUAUUUCCAUAGUGAACAGUUUAUUUAGGUAGAUGCCCUUGACCCAGGUGACCCUGGUAAUUAGUCCCUACCCCCGUUUCUUUAGGGUGGACCACUAUUAGUUUUUUCUCAUUCUGAGAGCUCUCCAUUAAUAAUUUCUUUUCCACAGUUAACAAAACUCUGUUUUUAAGUAAAGAGGUUAAGUUUUUUUAAUGCCUAGAUGCGCAUUCUGACAAGUUUUCGGCUUCUUUUGGCAUUCUCGAUUUUUACUAUAUGUAUGCAACGCAAAUAAAUUCAAUAAAGCUUG
Zalophus californianus (California sea lion) is the source of this 7472-nucleotide messenger RNA. Its product is annotated as KIAA1210 ortholog. Bases 244 to 5700 code for a protein of 1818 amino acids. The transcript is spliced from 11 exons. NCBI's taxonomy places the organism in Eukaryota, Metazoa, Chordata, Mammalia, Carnivora, Otariidae. The record is from RefSeq and is a predicted model, not a curated record.